CAGCAACAUUCAAUACUAACCGCGGUACUUCCACUUCUUCCGCUUGUACAAUCCUUCCCUUUGCAUGUGGAUCAGGUCAAAACUUCUAUAGCCGAUAAUGUCUUGUCCAGUAUCUCAAGUCUGAACCGCGACAUCGACAGCAUGAAGUCUACUUUAUCGAAUCUAUCCGCUCCUCCUAACAGCAUACGAAGUUUUCCAGAAUCAGUAGCAGUCUCGUCCUCUCUUGCUGAGAAUCGUCCCACUCGCAAGCGCACCAAUUCUUGUUUAAAUCAAGACGACGCACAUUCAGGGCGCUCACAAUCCGAUCGGCCCCACUCUGUCGCCCCGGCGACGGGUAGUCCUCGCAUAGAUCAUCAUAAGAAGCCGCGAUUGAAUAGCGUAUUACCCACUGCCUCAGCUCAGCUCAGACCUCGUACGGAGAAUUCUCCGGCAAAACACGCCCCGGAUUUGCGCGAAUCCCUAAUUGCCGACGGGUUGACUUCCCCCGCGCGUAGCUCUGUUACCAGCAAUGGCUACACUACAGCUCCAAGGCCUAAACACACCACAAGGACGCCUCUCGCUGACAUAUUGCCUCCUCUAGUCAACCACGCCACGACACGAUCUCGAAAGCCCGCUGCCGAGUCUUCUUCCGGUCCUGGAGCCAAUUUUCCAACGAACAUUCAAAGGAUGUAUGCUUCCUCUCAGUCGGGCGGAUAUCCACUUCCAUCAGCUCGAGCGCACGAAGCGAUUCCCCCAGCAUCAACCACUAUACCAAUCAGGUCGAAUGUCUCUACUACGGCUCCGCAGCCUGACAACCUUGUCCUGUUAACUGCCAACCAAAAUGCAAAGAAGACGCCGGAAUCAGCAGUUCCGCCCAUCCCUCCGCAACCGAUCUCGAAAGCUAUCAAGUUGGAAGAAGUUAUCCGCUCGCCCCUGAGAUGUUAUAUUUCCAUUCCGUCGUCACCGCUAUCGUCUUUGUCUCCGUCUCCGACCCCUGCCCCAGCCCAGUCCGUUUUGAAAACUCAGGUUCAGCAUGCUGCCGGUGGGAUGGCACGGCGUCAAGUCACAUUCGCUACGUCGAAUCAGGCAUUCACCACAUCCGCCAAUCCUGGCCCUUCAGUACCGUCGUUACCUACGCUUGAUUCCAUGUCCGCACCAAUGAGUUUGCGUGAUCGACGCGCGCAGAUGUCUAUGGUGAGUGCCAGUACAUGUUCACGGACGAUUGGUUCAACAUGUACUUCCUAGCUUGGACGUACUGCUUCCAGUGCAAAGCGCUUCAUCCCUCUAGGUUCCUCCUCCGAUGAAGAAGGUUGAAAAUCGCAUACAUCUGCACUUCCCUUGUUGCUCCUUGAUCCUCGUUUUCACCGGUUGCAGAUAAAGAGGCUCUACGAAAACCGGGAUGAUGUCCAUUGAUACUACAAAACUCACAAUUCAAAUAUGCCCAACAGGGCUCAUCUUCGA
Molecule: messenger RNA, 1440 nt
Organism: Suillus subalutaceus
Lineage: Eukaryota; Fungi; Basidiomycota; Agaricomycetes; Boletales; Suillaceae
Exons: 1
Coding region: 142-1224 (360 amino acids)
Source: RefSeq, a predicted model, not a curated record